CCCAACUGGAGCACUUGUUCUUUAUUUAGAAACACUUCCCAGGGCACUUGUCGGCGAGGAAUGGUGAUAAUAAAGGAUCUCAGAAAUUACAUGGGAGUCAAGUUAAAUUCGCUUCUCUGAUAACAGUUGUCAUGGUAUAAAGUAACCAUUAUAUGCUGGAGUCGAUCACUUAACUAGUAUACAAGAUGGAUAACUCAGACGAUUACAUUAAAUCGGCUGUUGAAAGUGAAAUUACUCGAAUGUUGGCAAAAAAUGCUAUGUCCACAGUUAAAAGUACUAUCAGAAAUAACCAGCCUAAAAUUAAACAAGAACCUCUAGAUGAAGAUGAGAUAGGGGAAGACCCAAAUAGUCACGGAAUUAAAAUUGAAAAAAUGGAUGAGGAUGAAGAUAAUUUAGAUGGAAUAAGUAUACAAACUGAGCAGAGAACUAAAACGGGGCCAAAUUCUAGCAAGUACUCUGUCAAAGUCGUCACAAAAUACAUGUGUCGUUAUUGUGCGAGGCAGUUCGAUUCUCCCGAUGAAAUGCAGGAACACAUUGCUUCACAUGCACGUGGAAAAUCAAACCAAUGUCACUCCUGUUAUGUUUGUUCAAAGACCUACUCAACUCCAUCAAAACUUCAGCGCCAUGUGCGUGUUCAUAGUGGUGAGCGUCCGUAUGCUUGUAACAUUUGUGGUAGACGGUUCACACGCUCUGAUCAUGUCAAACAACAUUUAAAAGUUCACAUGCCACAGAAACAGAGAAACCAGUGUCGUCUUUGUAGUCAGAAGUUUCUCCGUAGACAAACCCUCCAUUCUCAUCUUCAACAGUCACAUGGUGUGUCCACGGUCUAUACCUGCCACAGAUGCGGUGAAGCAUUUGACGAAAUAACCAAACUUCAUGCUCAUAAAAAUCUACACAUCUCCAUCUAUGGGAAAAAUGAAGGGCCUGCUGUAGAAGGUGGAAUGGUUAUUAAACAGGAACCGGGAGAGAAUGGUGACCAAACUACACCCAUGAUUGGUUUGGCUAAAUUCAGUCUUGGUCCCCAACCUGCACCGGAUGACUUACUCAAAGUAGUGAAUGCAGCCCAAGGUGGAAACAAUAGCUAUACUAAUAAAAUGGAUGGAUUCUCAGUGUCAGAUGAAACACACAGGUUGGCAGUGGCCCUCCCAAAACAAGGAUCACAGAUGGAGAAACCACAAAUAGCCACAUACAGCUAUCCCAUAAAAUAUGCCCGAUCUCCUCCGCCACAGGAAAUGCAGGAAGAGAAUUACCAGGCAGAUACCGGGGGCACCUUGUCAGAUGGAAUGAACAUGUUUAUCCUCCCAUCUCAUAUUAAAAAGGAACCAGAAAGUCCCGAAUACAGUAUGGAUUACUCCUACAAGGCAGACGAUACUAAUUCAUCUUACGUUGACGAUAUUGCUGGGGAAAAUCAAGAGCAGGAGGAUGAUGAUGAGUAUGAUGAGGAUCAAGAUGACUCGAAAACAGAGAAUCUUGGUGAAAAUGCAGUUCAGAAUUUGUUAACAGGGCCUCCAGCGGAAAAUAAAGGUAUUAAAAUGAAACUGUUCGGUCCUGCUAGUUAUAAAGCUGCAAUGAGAAAUAAAAUAGCAAUGAAAAUACCUACUCCUCGGCUGAGACAAAUGCAGAAUCCCAUGAUACGGAGUGCCACCAUGGCUUCAAAAACGGACAACAUCAAAAGUAAUCUAGAAGCCAAAAAUUUUUCUCCGUACAUAGUUGGGACGGCCAGCCUUGGACCAGGCCAAACUGUGUCUCCAGUCCAAGAAACAAUCUCUAAAGAAAAGGAGAAGAAGUUAAGUAAAUGUGAGCAUUGUUGUAUUUGGUUUGAGGAUUAUACCAUGUGUUUGUUACACAACUCGCUCCACUCUGCUGACGACACCGACCCAUUCACAUGCAGAAAAUGUAUGAAAAAACUCGGCAACCGUUUAGAAUUCACUGCACAUCUAGUGUGGCAUCUUGAACCAGAUAUGGACAGUUAAAAGUGUGGCGUCUUCAGCCAGAUUAUUGACAGUAAAAAUGUGGCAUCUAGCCAGACAUGGACAGUUAAAAGUGUGGCAUCUAUAGCCACACAUGUACAGUUAAAAGAGUGGCAUCUUAAGCUAAAUCAAGCCAAAAGCAUUUAAAUACAAAUACUUUGAUUUAUAUUGUAUAUGUUUGGUGUUUUAUUCAAAAUGAUAUAUUUGUAUAUUUAUCAUGUACUUUUGUUCUGGUAUAUGAUCCUGUAUGUAAUUUAAUCAAAUGUAUUACAUGUAUGUCUAGUGCAUGUGCAAUACUUAUCUAGAUUAAUUUUGUUAAUUCAAUAUUUGUACAGAACUUUUGAAUGAAAUUAUUUAUCUUGUAAUUUUUUACUCUCUUCAUUGAAUUGUUAUCAAUGGUUAUGGAAUAAUAACUUAUAUCAAUUGCAAGAGGUUAACAUAUUUCCUUAAACAAAAAGCAAGUAUCUGCACAAAAUAUCAUGGUCGAUAUAUCUUAAGGUGGUACCCAACACCUUGACUAAAAUUAAUUUGUUUUGUUAAAUUUUCAUAAAAUAAGGUCUGUGUGAUAUUUUUUUUUUUACAUUCGAGGACCAUAGACCAUGUAGACAGACGAUAAACUAAAUAGUCUGCAAAUUGUUAAAAAUACAAGGACUUUAAAGCUACAGUUCUUCAGCUACUGUACAUGGACCUACCUAAGAUUAAAAUCAUUUAAUAAUAAUACUACUAAUAAUAAAUUUUUUAUUUAAAGAGGGAAAACACAGUUAGUUACAAUUUCUAUUGGUCACAGAUUUUAUAUGCUACUUGUUGACUUUUAUUUAUUUUUAUAUAUAUAUUGUUGGCUUAAUGUAUUGACCAUGUUGAUUGUUAAACAGAAUAGUAAAUUUAAUAAACUUUUUUGUUGUAAAAAUGGGAUGUAAAUGUAAAUUUUGUGGGACAUAUUGUGUAGUAACUGUUAUUAAUUACUGCAAUUUUUUUAAAUUUUUUAAACUUAACAAUAGAGAAUUCAAAUAUUGUGUACAACAGCUAUUAAUUGUUAUAUUGAUUCUUCAAAAGAACAUGGAAGAGCUUAAAGAUGAUUCACAAAAGAUUUUAUAUAAUUUGAAAAAAUUAACACCUUUAAAACCAAUUGUCUGGUUUAUUUUGCAGAUUCUGGUGACUUGCUGCUAUCUUUAAACUUGGCGUAAGAAAACACAAUAUGUACAUUUUUGAGUUAUGUUUUUUUCUGUACCUAUGUUCUACAUUUUUGAUGAGCACUGUACUUUAAAGAUUAUACAAAAAGAAAAAGAUACUUCUUUCUUUGUUAUCUAGAUUUAUUUUUACAUGCAGGUCAUAACAGACUCAGUUAUUAUAAAAAAUAACCAUAGUAACUGUAGUUUUGUCAAUACAUAUUUCCAUAGUAACUCAAACUGUUUUGUGAUAAUUGGACAUUGUGAUUUUUUAUCAAUUUUUUUAUGCAGUGUAGAAAUAAAGCACAAGAAUCUGACUUUUUUUUAAAUGUUUAAUCGAAAAUAUAUUGUGUCAAAACUUAUCAUGCUUAAUAUAUUGGAUUAGGAAAAUUCAACUUAUGAAUCAAAUUAUCUCCCUUUGAUGUAUAAAAAUCUUCUUUUGUGAUUGGAAUGUUAAAUCAAUUUAAUUUUCUUUCAGCAUUUAGAUAAAUAUCAUGGUCUCUGGUGGUCUCUGGUGGUCUCAUAUAAAUACCACAUCAUAUUUCAUCCCAGACCUUUAUGAUUUUAAAAAGCUAAACAUUGUCGAAAACUUGCAUUAUAAAUCUUGUUAUGGGCAGGUCCAGGGUUUGACCAAAGGAAGGAGUUGUAAUGGUUUAUGCAAUGUAAUUAUAAAGAUAUUGCUGACUGUAGUAAGGCAAAAAAAAAUAUUUACAAGUUUAAUGCCAAAAAGGUAUAUCUUUUCUGAUUGAAUGGGUGAAGUGAUAUUGGUUUAGAUUGGUUUCAAUGUAAAUUAAUCAAAUCUGUUAAAAAAUUUAGAGAAAAAUAUAAAAGACAAAAACAAAAAAGAGAAUAGAAUAGAAAUUGGUGGAGAACUAAAAUCUCAAAAUAGAAAAUAAUCAUGAUAAUGGACAAAACUGAUAAAGCAUAUGAAAAAUAAUUUAAAAACUAAUUAUGAAUUAAGAAAUGAGGGACCCUUCAUCCCAGACCUUUAUUUAUAAUCACUGAUAAUUUGAAGUUAAAUUGAUUGUCUCUAUCGUCACUACCAAAUACAGAUACAAAAAUGUUAUAUGAUUGAAUUUUACAUGGUGCUCUCAUCAAAUUUGGUAAAAGAUGAGAACUGGAAAAAAUUGUAUUACUGUAGGAUCUCUACUAUACAAAGAGAGAUAACUCUAACUUAAUAUUUUACUUUAUAUGAAUGCAUAAACAAAUUGCAGCUUUAUUUCAUAAUAUAAAUAUGUUAAUAAUUUUAUUAUUGUUGUUGAAUCAAAUGUCCUUGUUUGAUGUUUUAAGGAUAGGCAUAUAAAGGAGCAACCAGGCAGUUGUAGGAAUAUGUUAAAAAGUAUUGUUGUAUUUUAUAUUUGUAUAGGAAAUUCACUUUAGGAAUAUGUUAACACUUGUGUUGUUGUAUUUUAUACUUGUAUAGGAAAUUGACUUUAGAGUGCUGCUUUUUUGGCUUUAUCUAUUUUCUUUUUCAAAAAUAAAUUGCAAUAUUAUGUA
This is a messenger RNA of Mytilus trossulus (common blue mussel), 4633 nucleotides long. RefSeq names its product zinc finger protein Helios-like. Lineage: Eukaryota; Metazoa; Mollusca; Bivalvia; Mytilida; Mytilidae. The coding region runs from base 186 to 1973 and encodes 595 amino acids. The transcript has 3 exons. The record is from RefSeq and is a predicted model, not a curated record. Gene Ontology annotation, biological process: regulation of transcription by RNA polymerase II. Gene Ontology annotation, molecular function: DNA-binding transcription activator activity, RNA polymerase II-specific; RNA polymerase II cis-regulatory region sequence-specific DNA binding. Gene Ontology annotation, cellular component: nucleus.